UUCGAGGAACGCAUCACCGGGGUUUAUCUCCAGCCGCGAUGCCAUCCGCGGUUGCUCAUCCGCGGGUGGGAGGAAGACGAUCCUCGCGCGGGAUCGGUAUAUAAGUAUGCCCGAUCCGAUCUGGAUACGCGCAGACCAAUUAUCGUCGUCGGUUUGGCGAUAUACGAUAUAUUUGAGUGACAUCGUUCGGAUUCUUGAUCGACGAGCACGUACGCCCGAUCAGCGAGAUGAGAUCGCUCGCCAUUGCGCUGCUGGCCGUCAUCGGUACGUGCUGUGCCGCGAGACUGGACAGCGGUUAUCUCCCGCCGAGUGGUGCCGGAAGCGCGGGUGGAGCAGGAUUCAUUCAUCCUCCGUCUUCGGGACACGGCGGAGGUGGACCCGUUAAGUACAGUGGCCCGGUCGGUUUCGGUGGUCCAGGUGCUCCCGGUGCCCCCAGUGGUCUUUACGGUGGUCCUAGCGGCCACGGUGGCUCAGGCGGAUUUGGUCCUGGGGGUGGCAGUGCUUAUACAAGUGGCGGCGGACAUGGUGGAUCGGGUGGUGGCCAUCACGGUCAGGAGAUACCCAUCAUUUCUUAUAAUAGCGAUAACGGCGGCGACGGAAACUAUCACUACAGUUAUGAAACCGGAAACGGUAUUGCCGUGCAAGAAAUGGGUCAUAAGCAAGGGGAAUCCGAAUCGGUGAGCGGAUCCUUUUCUUAUACCGGGCCCGACGGUAUGCAAUACUCGAUCACGUAUACGGCGGAUGAGUAUGGCUUUCACCCUCAAGGCGCUCACUUGCCGACUCCGCCUCCGAUUCCUCCGGAAAUUCAACGAGGCGUUGAAUUGGCUCUCGCUGCCGAAGCUAGGGGAGAGAAUCAGGACGGUGCAUAUUCGCAUGGAGGAGGCGGCGGAUAUCCCAGCGGAGGAGGUGGUUAUGGCGGCCAUGGAAGCAGCGCGUAUCAGGGACCGAGCUCGUACCAGACAAGUUCAAGCGGUGGCUACCAAUACUAGAAAGCGGAUCAGCGACAAUCACCUACGUGCAUACCAUUUUCCGUUUAUCUCGUGUACAUAACGAUAUAUCAUUCAUGCAAUUUUCUUAUUUAUACAAAGUAACUUUUAUUUAUGAAAUGUCGAUUCUCUAAUUUUUCUUGAAAUCGCUUUUAUGUACCAGCAACUUUGAUGUUCAAGUGCCUUUUACAUGUUAUAUUACUUUAAGAAGUACAUGCUCUUCAAGAGUAUAUACACAUGACAUGAUAUCUGUGUAAAUGAAAACAACUGC
Vollenhovia emeryi is the source of this 1257-nucleotide messenger RNA. RefSeq names its product pupal cuticle protein 20-like. The record is from RefSeq and is a predicted model, not a curated record. Gene Ontology annotation, cellular component: chitin-based extracellular matrix. Gene Ontology annotation, molecular function: structural constituent of chitin-based larval cuticle. NCBI's taxonomy places the organism in Eukaryota, Metazoa, Arthropoda, Insecta, Hymenoptera, Formicidae. The coding region runs from base 228 to 989 and encodes 253 amino acids. The transcript has 5 exons.